AUGCCCGCUGGCAUGUUCAGCAUCGACAGUAUCCUGGCCGGCAGAGCUGGCAGAGCUGGCCGAAGUGCUCGAGCAGGCUGUAAGGACUCUCUCCUGCUCAGUGGGGAUGAAGGGCCGCUUAUUUUCCCCGGUUUGACGGAUUCAUUGGCAGCCGCGGCUCCUGAUUACAGCGGAGUGUAUUCAGCCCGGAUACCGGCUUACAGCUCCUACUGCUACGGCGCGAGCGCGGCACCGAGCUGUUGCCCCGGAUCCUUACCGAGCCAGUGUCCGUGCAUGCCAACAGUGUACGACAGCCCUGGCUCGGUGCUGAUGUCCCCGGUUCCUCCUCCUCACAUGAUGUCCUACAUGUCCAUGUCCCAUUUGGCCCCUCUGACCCCCCUGAGCUCGGUGUCGCGUGCAGAGCUGCAGCUCCUCAAUCAGCUGCACUGCAGGAGGAAGCGGCGGCACCGCACCAUCUUCACCGACGAACAGCUCGAAGCGCUCGAGGGCCUUUUUCAGGAGACGAAAUACCCAGAUGUGGGCACGAGGGAGCAGCUGGCCCGAAAAGUGCACCUGCGCGAGGAGAAGGUGGAGGUUUGGUUCAAAAACAGACGAGCAAAAUGGAGAAGACAGAAAAGAUCUUCCUCGGAGGAAUCAGAGAGCGCACAGAAAUGGAACAAAUCCGCCAAAAGCGCCACGGCAGAGAAAACAGAGGAGAGCAAAAGCGACGCGGAAUCGGACAGCUGA
Molecule: messenger RNA, 726 nt
Organism: Tachysurus vachellii
Lineage: Eukaryota; Metazoa; Chordata; Actinopteri; Siluriformes; Bagridae
Gene: gsc
Product: goosecoid
Exons: 3
Coding region: 1-726 (241 amino acids)
Biological process (GO): regulation of transcription by RNA polymerase II
Cellular component (GO): nucleus
Molecular function (GO): DNA-binding transcription factor activity, RNA polymerase II-specific; RNA polymerase II cis-regulatory region sequence-specific DNA binding
Source: RefSeq, a predicted model, not a curated record